CCCGGAUGAUCGGUCAGUCCAGACACCGGUUGAUGAUCCGCUCGCGACUCAUUCACAUCAAUGUCUUUUAUCAAAGAACAAUAAACGCUCGUCUCAGCCGGACAGGUUACACACGCUUAUGCUCCAGCGUCAACAUUAGUCCUCUUCCUUCUGACAGAGACUGGGCUGAGCCCUGCACAUCUGCAGCCCCGGCGAGCUCCUCCUCCACCCAGCCCGCUUCAGGCCACCGGUGACGGGCAGCAUGAGCCAGAGGUUCACCGUGACUGCCGGUGACAUGCAGGGGGAAGUGAACCAGCUGUUCGAGGGCGAUGAGGAGACACCGACACCGAGCUCUGCUGAAGCCUUCGGGAAAGUGGUCAACACCACCUGUCCACCCAAGAAAGGAGAUGGGAACCCCAAGGAGAGCAGUCCAUUCAUCAACAGCACCGACCCAGAGAAGAACCAGCAAUAUGACGGCAAGAACAUGGCCCUGUUCGAGGAGGAGAUGGACACAAUCCCCAUGGUGUCGUCUCUUCUCAGCAGUCUCGCCAACUACUCAAACCUGCCGCAGGGCAGCAAAGAACACGAGGAGGCGGAAAACAACGAGGGCUCGCGCAAGAAACCUGUCCAGGCUCCGCGGAUGGGCACACUCAUGGGCGUUUACCUGCCCUGCCUGCAGAACAUCCUGGGUGUGAUUCUGUUCCUCAGGAUGACCUGGAUGGUGGGCAUCGGCGGGGUCAUUGAGUCCUUCAUCAUCGUCCUCAUGUGCUGCUCCACGACGAUGCUCACCGCUAUCUCCAUGAGUGCCAUCGCCACGAACGGCGUAGUGCCAGCUGGCGGCUCCUACUACAUGAUCUCUCGUUCUCUGGGCCCUGAGUUUGGUGGAGCUGUGGGAAUCUGCUUUUACUUGGGCACCACCUACGCUGGAGCCAUGUACAUCCUGGGCUGCAUCGAGAUCCUGCUGGUGUACAUCGUUCCACAAGCGGCCAUUUUUAAGAUGGAGGGUCUGGAGGGAGCCGAGGCCGAGGCCGCCAUGCUGAACAACAUGCGUGUUUACGGCACACUCGUGCUGAGCUUCAUGGCCCUCGUGGUGUUUGUGGGAGUGAAGUACGUGAACAAGCUGGCGCUCGUCUUCCUCGCCUGUGUCAUCUGUUCCAUCCUCGCCGUCUACGCUGGAGUGAUCAAGACCGCCUUCGAGCCUCCCAUCUUCCCAGUGUGUGUGCUGGGGAACCGGACUCUGGUCUGGAAAGGUUUCGAUGUGUGUGCGAAGUUCAUCGAGAGAGAAAACGCCACGGUCACCACCCAACUCUGGCGGAUGUUCUGCGACUCCGAGUUCUUGAACGCCACAUGCGACAGCUAUUUCAGCGGGAACAACGUCACGGAAAUACAGGGCAUCCCGGGACUUAUGAGCGGCACCCUACGCGAUAACCUCUUUGGGAAUUAUAUGGAUAAGGGUCAGUUCAUCGAGAAGGUGGGAAUAACGGCUGCGGUGGACCCCGAUUCCAUCCCGACCAACACGAACCGCUACGUGCUAGCCGACGUCACCUCCUUCUUCACCAUGCUGGUGGGCAUCUACUUCCCCUCCGUGACAGGUAUCAUGGCUGGAUCAAACCGAUCUGGUGAUUUGCAGGAUGCCCAGAAGUCCAUUCCCAUCGGCACCAUCCUGGCCAUCACCACCACCUCCAUCAUCUACAUGUCCAGCGUGCUGCUGUUCGGCUCCUGCAUCGAGGGAACGGUCCUGAGGGAUAAGUUUGGUGAGGCCGUCAGGGGUAAUCUGGUGAUCGGGACACUGGCGUGGCCUUCGCCCUGGGUCAUCGUCAUCGGCUCCUUCUUCUCCACCUGUGGGGCGGGUCUCCAGAGCCUGACGGGUGCUCCUCGUCUCCUCCAGGCCAUCGCACGGGACGGCAUCGUGCCGUUCCUCAGGGUGUUCGGCCACGGAAAAGCAAACGGGGAGCCCACCUGGGCACUGCUCCUGACCGCUUGCAUCUGUGAGAGCGGGAUUCUCAUCGCUUCCCUGGAUAACGUCGCUCCCAUCCUCUCCAUGUUCUUCCUCAUGUGUUACAUGUUUGUGAAUCUGGCCUGCGCUGUUCAAACUCUCCUGAGAACGCCCAACUGGAGACCACGGUUCAAGUUCUACCACUGGACUCUUUCCUUCCUCGGCAUGAGUCUUUGUCUCUCGCUCAUGUUCAUCUGUUCUUGGUACUACGCCAUCGUUGCCAUGGUGAUCGCCGGCUGCAUCUACAAGUAUAUCGAGUUCCGAGGGGCAGAAAAGGAAUGGGGUGAUGGAAUCAGAGGUCUGUCUCUCAGCGCGGCUCGCUUCGCCCUCAUGAGGUUGGAAGAGGGACCGCCACACACCAAGAACUGGAGACCGCAGUUAUUAGUCCUGGUCAGCGUGGACUCCGAGCUGCAGGUGGAUCAGCCUCGUCUGCUGUCUCUGACCAGUCAGCUGAAGGCUGGGAAGGGUCUGACCAUCGUGGGCGCAGCGCUGGAGGGAACUUACCUGGAAAACCUUCCUCAGGGCCAGCAGGUCGAACAGUCUGUGAGGAAGCUGAUGGAGACGGAGAAGGUGAAGGGUUUCUGUCAGGUUGUUAUCUCCUCCAACAAGAGGGACGCCACAUCACAUUUGGUCCAGGCCGGAGGGUUGGGUGGUCUUCAACACAACACUGUUCUGGCCAGCUGGCCACGCAACUGGAAACAGGCCGAGGACCAUCAGAGCUGGAGGAACUUCAUUGAGCUGGUAAGAGAAACCACCGCUGCCAGUAAAGCCCUGCUGGUGCCCAAGAACAUCUCGGCCUUCCCAUCGAACGGAGAGCGCUUCACUGAGGGUCACAUCGACGUGUGGUGGAUCGUUCAUGACGGAGGCAUGCUAAUGCUGCUACCCUUCCUCCUCCGCCAGCACAAGGUUUGGAGGAAGUGUAAGAUGCGCAUCUUCACUGUGGCCCAGAUGGACGACAACAGCAUCCAGAUGAAGAAAGAUCUGACAACCUUCCUGUAUCACCUGCGCAUCCACGCCGCGGUGGAAGUGGUGGAGAUGCAUGACAGUGAUAUCUCAGCGUACACGUAUGAGAAAACCCUGGUGAUGGAGCAGCGAUCUCAGAUCCUGAAGCAGAUCAACCUCACCAAGACUGAGCGGGAGCGCGAGAUCCAGAGCAUCACCGACAGCUCUCGCGGGUCGAUCCGCCGUAAGAACCCGGCCGCGGUCACGACCCAGCUCAGUGUGACUGAGGAACCGGCGGCCAGCAGCAAAGAGGAGAAACCAGAGGAGGAGUCUGUCCCUGUGUCCCCGUCCCAACAGGAACAGCUCAUUCACGACAAGAGCACCAACCCGCCCACCCCGGCCACUCCUCAGUCCCCCAGCGCGGACGCCGAGACCCCCGGCACGACCGUUCAGAUGACGUGGACCGAAGCCAAGUGUGAUGGAGAGAAGGCCAAACCUGUCGGAGCCACCACACCCGAGGCCAUCAAAGACCUCUUCAACAUGAAACCAGAGUGGGAAAACCUAAACCAGUCCAACGUGAGGCGCAUGCACACCGCUCUCAGACUCAAUGAAGUCAUCACGAAGAAAUCCCAGGAGGCCAAGCUCGUCCUGCUCAACAUGCCCGGACCACCAAAAAACAGAAGUGGCGACGAGAACUACAUGGAAUUCAUGGAGGUUUUAACCGAAGGUCUCAACCGGGUCCUCCUUGUGCGCGGUGGAGGUCGCGAGGUCAUCACCAUCUACUCUUAAGAAACAUGUCGACCCCAUUUCCCUCCCUAGUGUGUCCCAAGCAAUAUCCCAGAAUUCCCUUCAGUCAACCAGCUUCAUUCGUCCGCCAAGCUCUCACUGGCCGAACAUCGCUCUUGGCGCUACUCUCGUUCACACUUCACCGUUCAGUGAAGUGCACUGUUGAUGUCAGUGGGUAUUUGAUCAAUGCCCCCUCUGCUGUAGCUUUCCUGCAUCAUCUGUCAAUCACUGCUCUCGCCCAAUCAGAAGCAGCGGCUGGGUUGGGCUUUAUUUAUUUCAAAGAGGAGGGAACAUGCAACGUCAAUGAAGAAGGAUUCGACGAUCAGAACUACGCCAGAGAUGCUGUGAAAUAUUUCUGCUCUGGUAAAGAAGGAUAACCUUGGGAAAAGAUUUUCGAUCGUUUUGGUCUGCAGCUUCGUUAAAUGUGAAAAGAUUAAUAAUACGUUUAUACAAAAGAAGAAAAAAAAAACCUAAUGUGAACUGUGAAAUGUGAAGUUUAAAGUCAACAUGAAAUCUUAUUUUUCAACCCUCUCGCCCAUUUUUUUUGGGAAAGUGUGUCGUAUUGCGAACGGCAUUUCACGUUGACUUUAAGCGGGUUCCUCUGCACAAAGACCUGUGUUUCUGUGUUUGUUUUUGUUUAUCAUCGACCUCCUCCAUGUUUUCGGUCGUUCCUAGCUAUUCCCCUGCCAAAUACAGUCACAAUAUGUGCCAAAAACCAGGCUGGCAGGAUGUGCGACUCUCUUGUGCUUGACAGCAAAGCAGCGAGCAAGAGUCUAUCAGUGUAACCGACACUGUAAUUAGCAAAAGAAUGAGUUAAAAAAAAAGACAGAGAAAGAAAAAAAAAGUACUCAGCCACUACAAGUAGUGUAAAUAGC
Molecule: messenger RNA, 4578 nt
Organism: Pimephales promelas (fathead minnow)
Lineage: Eukaryota; Metazoa; Chordata; Actinopteri; Cypriniformes; Leuciscidae
Source: RefSeq, a predicted model, not a curated record